UUCCUCCCCACCCCCGGCCUCCCCCCUCGCUUUUGUAGCUUUCCAUUCCCCACUGCUGCGUGCAAGCAUCUUCCCUCCCCCGUCCUCUUUAAUCCCCUCCUCGCCGUCCCAUUGCCGCCCUUCCAGCCUAGCCGCCCCUCCUCCUCAAUCCUCAUCCCCCCCCGCUGUAACACCAUUCUACCUCUCCGAGCUCUGCUCUGAAUGGUGAACAGCCUCCUGCUACAGUACAGACAGGCCGGCAGGCGUGCUCGCCUUGUUUGUUCGUUUCUGUUGCGGCUGGGUUGCUUGCCUUGUGACGCGAGAGAUUGAGAGGCCCGCGGGUAGCGGCGAGACGGAGGGCAACGCGCAGCUUGUGACGCGGGGCUUGGCAUCUUCCGGGCUGCCGUUGGUUCGUUGCCCAUCAAUGCACUCCUCCUCCCCUUGCCUUCGCUGCAUGCAAUUGCAAUCCGUGUGUGCCUCUGGUCGCCGGCGUUGGUUGGCUGUCAGCUUCGCGCUCGCAUUGCCUUCUUCUUCUCUUUAGCUACAAGAAUCUGACGGGCGCAGCGCUCGCCUAGGACAAAAGCUCCACUGUUCCCUGCUUCGUUGGAGUGUCUCUCCGUCUCUCUGUGUGCGCGCAUUGCUCCGACGAGCGAUUUGUCUGGUUGUGGCGGUGCCGGGAGCGCCGGAGCUUUCCUUUUAGUGGCACGGUUCAUGCCCCAGUUGGUUGUUGCUGCUGCUGCUGCUGGUGGUCUGAAAGGGAAUCAGAGCAGAGCCCAGUGGAGGCAGGGCGAUCCGAGGCAAGCUAAGCUAACGCUCCGGGCAUGCGUUUCUUCACCACAGGCGGGGGCGGCUCGUCGUCGGCGCGGUCGUACGAGCCCAUGGCCACGGCCGACACCACGGACCUGCGCUACUGGCUGCAGUGGCGGGUGGGGCUGUGCGCGCUCUGGGUGCUCGGCUGCAUGUCCGUCGCCGCCUACCUCAUCUGGCGCCACGAGGGCACCGGCGCCGACCGACGCCCGGGCGGCGCGUCCCCGUCUUCCUCGGCCGCGGGCGGCGAGGCGGGCGGCGGGAAGGGGAGGCGGCCCGGGGUGCUAUACGAUGACGAGGCGUGGCGGCCCUGCCUCCGGGACAUCCACCCGGCAUGGCUGCUGGCGUACAGGCUCAUCUCCUUCUUCGUCCUCCUCAGCCUGCUCGUCGUCAUUGUCAUCUCCGAUGGCGGCAACAUCUUCUACUACUACACCCAGUGGACCUUCAUUCUGGUGACGAUUUACUUCGGGCUUGGCACAGCCCUGUCCAUCUAUGGCUGCAGCAAGUUCGCCGAUGAGAAUGUCGCCGCCGUGACGGCGGAUAUGGAGCUUGGCACCGCUUACAUUGCCCGUGGUGCGGCUGCUAAACCGAGCUUCGAAGAACACGAUGGCGCUAGAGAAAUUGCUGGGUUCUGGGGUUACCUGCUCCAGAUCAUCUAUCAGACAAAUGCAGGUGCUGUGAUGCUGACAGACUGUGUGUUUUGGUUCAUCAUUUUCCCAUGCCUCACCGUCAAGGACUACAACCUCAACUUCUUGUUGAUAGGAAUGCACUCAGUCAAUGCUGUUUUCCUGCUUGGUGAGGCAGCCCUGAAUAGCUUGAGCUUCCCUUGGUUCCGGAUCGCAUACUUCUUCCUUUAUACGGCGCUUUAUGUCAUUUUUCAAUGGAUUGUCCAUGCAGCAACUCCAAUUUGGUGGCCUUACCCAUUCCUCGACCUGUCAUCUAAUCUGGUACCUUUGUGGUACCUGGCGGUCGCGGUGAUGCAACUGCCGUGCUACGUGGUGUUCCGGCUGGUGAUCAAGCUGAAGCACCACCUGCUGGCCAAGUGGUUCCCGGGCUCGUUCGUGAGAGGCUGCUAGGGCGCAAGCCAGCGCUGCCGUCUUCUUCGCCUCCAUUGCCAGCAGUCCCUUCAGGAAGAAGGCAAAGCCGAGCUGCUGGAGAAUAAUGGCGGAUCGAGGCCGGCUUCUUUGUGCGAUUCUUACGCGGGUGCCCUCUCCAAGGAAAGAAUAGAGGGGAGCGGCGCCCUGCAAGCGUUUUAUUUACUACUUGGUUUACAGCGUAUAGGUUGGUGACUUGGUGAUGUACAUGGGGGUGGAAGCAGCAUACAGUAGUUUUUAAGAGUUUUUGCUGUGGUGGUGGGGAGUGGCCGAGUGAACAGGGGUAAAGGCUAAAGAGUGGCUGUGCAUAGGUUGGCUGGCUGAUUGGUGAAAUGGAGAUGAUGGUAUUCGUUGA
Panicum hallii is the source of this 2235-nucleotide messenger RNA. RefSeq lists its product as uncharacterized. The coding region runs from base 801 to 1862 and encodes 353 amino acids. The record is from RefSeq and is a predicted model, not a curated record. The transcript has 8 exons. Gene Ontology annotation, cellular component: membrane. Lineage: Eukaryota; Viridiplantae; Streptophyta; Magnoliopsida; Poales; Poaceae.